UAAUGAUGAUCCAACGAUAUGUCCAGCGGCCCUGGAGGAGGAGGAGGAGAAGGUGGAGGCGGCGGCAGCGGGCAGCAGCAGCAUAACACCAGCAGCUCGAGCCACAACAACAGCAGCAACAAUUGCGGCACGGCAGCAACUCAACUGAGCAGCAGCAACAACAGCAGGAGCAUCACACCAGCUACAUCGACAUCAUCGACUGGAACUGGAACAGGAACCACAUCCACGCUGCAGCGUCGUAUACUGCGCGGUCAUGCGGCGCAGACGACCAGCGGCGAACGUGUCCUGCUCAUUAACUAUGUGCCACAAUCAGGAGCAUCAGCCACCGCAUCCACUCAGAGUACUUCUCAAUUGCCCACCCGUAAGAUACUCCAGGCCAGAGCCUCGGCGGCAGCAGCAGCGGCGGCAGCAUCAUCGUCAUCAUCUGGUGGCGGAGGAACCGGAGCUUCAUCCUCCUCGCCACCAACCACGCCAGCUGUUUCGUUUGCCGGACUGGGCUCCGAGGUGACGGUCACCUUGACGCGCACAAAUCAGCGCGCUAGCGUGACCAGUGUCACUGCCGCCGGUCAUAUUGUUCGAAAUCAGCAAGCCACAACCUAUCAUCAGAGCACCAACACCGCCAGCACAGCAUCGACCCCAAGUGGCACGUCGGCGAUCCAUGAGCACAUGGCCACAUCAACGUCGCCACCGCCAUUGGUGUUCACCCAUCAUCCACAUCAUCACCAUAGUCAGCAGCAGCAGCAGCAUGAGUAUCACCAAGAGCACCAGUUGGUGGAUCACCAUCAGUUGGAUCAGGAGCACAUAAUCAUAGAUCAUCACCAACAGACGGAGGAUGAUCAGUUGAUCGAAUACGACGAUAGCGGAACGAUCGAGGAGCAGCAUCAACAGUUGCAAAUGCAGGAGGAUUUGCAGCAACAGCAGCCACAUCAUGAAGUUGUCCAAGAGGUGUAUCUCCAGUAGGAGCGAUUAGUGCUAAGCCGUAGUGAAAUAAGUUUUAGCCACUCUAUAUAGAAUUUUGGGACACCCAAAAUGUGUGCAGAAGCAGAAUCGAAUUGGACAAAGCUUUAAUUUGGAAUUUUUUCUAAAAAUGUAUCUGUAUCCCUAAGUUUUUUACCCAUUUAAAUUUAUAUUUAUAAUCACCUGUUUCAAUUGCACACAUUUUGAGGAUUACCAAUUGAGAUAGUGUACAUAAAUACAAACUUAUUAAUAAUCUUAGAAUCGUGGAAUUUUUAGAAAACCAUGUCUCAAUUUGUAUAUAAUUUUCGGACAAGUAGAAAAAUAUUUUCGAAUGAAAGUAUUUAUCGCAAAUGAAUCACAUUGAAGUAAAAAUUCAAUCAAUUACGAGUUAAUAAAGAUUAUUUUUGUACCAUACAAAUACCGCUUCUAGAUACUUGCUAGUUGAGAAAAAUGCGGAUAUAUAUAAUAACCUUUGACGAUCUAUUCAAUAAGCUAUUGUCAGUUAAAGAUCAAAACAAACAGCAAUCGUAAUCAAUUGUAUGAUAUAUACACUUCAAUGUAGAGCAACAAACUUCGCACAUACGCAUGUAUCUAUGGAUCAAUUCAACUCUGAUUGUUCGAAAACUGUUUGAUAACGAUGGCCCUUUGGAUUACAUUGCGAAUAGAGCGAUGAGUAUCUGUUCUGUAGGAGAAACAUAUUCAUGCAACCCAGUAUUUGGGGCCAAGGCAAUAAAGUGAGCCGGUUUGUGUACUGAAAGAAACAUAAAAAA
Messenger RNA from Drosophila mauritiana, 1727 nucleotides. RefSeq names its product probable nuclear hormone receptor HR38. The record is from RefSeq and is a predicted model, not a curated record. Lineage: Eukaryota; Metazoa; Arthropoda; Insecta; Diptera; Drosophilidae. The coding region runs from base 19 to 960 and encodes 313 amino acids. The transcript has a single exon.